AUGUCGUUUGCUGCUACACCUUUUGGUAAUCAUGACCGACUAGAGCCGCGAACUGCACCUUGUGGGAGCAAUAUGUGUUUUAAUGAUGCGCUUAUCGUAACUGGAGAUCCUCUCAACGAAGAAUUUUCAGAGCAGAGUGUUACAUGCUUAGGUCCGCAGAACGAUAAUUUGUGUUUUGGGCCACCCGAUGGCAGCAGGAGCUGUCCAAGAUUGCCCACGGCCCAAGGUCAUGAUCACGAUGAAGCAGGAUAUUCCAGCAAGUUUGGUUCGGCCGACCGGUUUGAUUAUGGAAAGGAAACACCCAGACCGCGCAUUCUGUUGCAACCCGAAACGAACUAUCAAUGCCGUCCUUGUUACGCAGACAAAAUUAUGUCCCAAUGCUACAAACUCAUUCGACCAUUAAACUACAUCGCUUAUGACCUGGGAAUAUACCUGACUGCGCUCCUAAGCCUUGUAAUAGUUGUUGUUACCCUGUUGCGGUGUUGUAAGAGACAAGCGAUGAAAAUAUUGCGGGGUAGAGCCGAUGCUACGUCCGAAUAAGAGACAGAGGAGAUGAAAUAAGUUGUUGGUUGGUAAGUAAAGUCUUUG
Vavraia culicis subsp. floridensis is the source of this 588-nucleotide messenger RNA. RefSeq lists its product as uncharacterized. Lineage: Eukaryota; Fungi; Microsporidia; Pleistophoridae. The record is from RefSeq and is a predicted model, not a curated record. The transcript has a single exon. The coding region runs from base 1 to 540 and encodes 179 amino acids.